ACGCACUCCCCCGGGCCGAGUUCGCUACGAAGGGCUCCCGGGCUAUAGCUGCGAAGCGGCCUGGAGGGGUAGUCGGGGAGCAGCAAGGAAGGAAGGUGGCCGGAGUCCUGCGUGACGCCCCCUUACUCAGUCCAAAGGUAGCUUUUGGUUCAGGACAAAGAGACUCAGGGUCAGCCUUUUCUUCGAAAGCCUUGGCUUCCGAGGACAGGACAAAGAAUACCGGAGGGACUUGCAGGCUGGGGGCGCUGAGGCCGGCCAUGGUCAUGGAAGUGGGCAUCCUGGACGCCGGAGGCCUGCGGACGCUGCUGCGGGAGCGUGCGGCGCAGUGCCUGUUGCUGGACUGCCGCUCUUUUUUUGCUUUCAACGCCGGCCACAUCGCCGGCUCCGUCAACGUGCGCUUCAGCACCAUCGUGCGGCGCCGGGCCAAGGGCGCCAUGGGCCUGGAGCACAUCGUGCCCAACGCCGAGCUGCGCGGCCGCCUGCUGGCGGGCGCCCACCACGCCGUGGUGCUGCUGGACGAGCGCAGCGUCGCCCUGGACGGAGCCAAGCGCGAAGGCACCCUGGCCCUGGCCGCUGGCGCACUCUGCCGUGAGGCGCGCGCCGCGCAGGUCCUCUUCCUCAAAGGAGGAUAUGAAGCGUUUUCGGCUUCCUGCCCGGAACUGUGCAGCAAACAGUCGACCCCCAUGGGCCUCAGCCUUCCCCUGAGUACUAGUGUUCCUGACAGCGCCGAGUCUGGGUGCAGCUCCUGUAGCACCCCACUCUACGAUCAGGGUGGACCAGUGGAGAUCCUGCCCUUUCUGUACCUGGGCAGUGCCUAUCACGCUUCCCGCAAGGACAUGCUGGAUACCUUGGGCAUCACUGCCUUGAUCAAUGUCUCAGCCAAUUGUCCCAACCAUUUCGAGGGUCACUACCAGUAUAAAAGCAUCCCUGUGGAGGACAAUCACAAGGCGGAUAUCAGCUCCUGGUUCAACGAGGCAAUUGACUUUAUAGACUCUAUCAAAAAUGCAGGAGGAAGGGUGUUUGUCCACUGCCAGGCGGGCAUUUCCCGAUCAGCCACCAUCUGCCUCGCUUACCUCAUGAGGACUAACCGAGUCAAGCUGGACGAGGCCUUUGAGUUUGUGAAGCAGAGGCGAAGCAUCAUCUCCCCCAACUUCAGCUUCAUGGGCCAGCUGCUGCAGUUUGAGUCCCAGGUGCUGGCCCCGCACUGCUCUGCAGAGGCUGGAAGCCCUGCCAUGGCUGUGCUCGACCGAGGCACCUCUACCACCACCGUCUUCAACUUCCCUGUCUCUAUCCCUGUCCACUCCACAAACAGUGCACUGAGCUACCUUCAGAGCCCCAUCACCACCUCUCCCAGCUGUUGAAAGGCCACAGAAAGUGAGGCUCUUCACAUCCCACAGGGACUCCAAGCUCCUUCUUGAGAGGAGAAAUGCAAUAACUCUGGGGAGGGGUUCACCAGGGCUGGUCCUUAUUUAUUUAAUUUCACCUGAUUUCCACUGGGUUCCUAAGCAGUUGUAGUGAUGACUUCGUGUCAAGAUGUUUGCUGAACUCAGCACAUUCGGGACCAAUAUAUAGUGGGUACAUCAAGUCCCUCUGACAAAACGGGGCAGAAGAGAAAGGACUCAGUGUGUGAGCCAGUUUCUUUUUGAUUGCCCUGUGUUUUGGAGAAAUUCUUCAUGUUUGACAUACCUACUAGUAUUACCAUUCCCGACAACACAUAUAUGUAUGCAAAUACACCUUAUUUAUUUUUGUGUAGGUGAUCUGCCUUCACAAACGUUAGUGUCUACUAGAAGAACCAAAUACCUCAGUUUUUGUGUUUGAGUACUGUACUAUCUUGUAAAUACGUCCUAACCAGGUUUGUUUUCAGCACUGAUGGAAAACACCAGUGUUGGGUUUUUUUUUUAGUUGCCAACAGUUGUAUGUUUGCUGAUUAUUUAUGACCUGAAAUAAUAUAUUUCUUCGUCUAAGAAGACAUUUUGUUACAUAAAGAUGACUUUUUUAUACAACAGAAUAAAUUAUGGCAUUUCUAUUGAAA
This is a messenger RNA of Galeopterus variegatus (Sunda flying lemur), 2032 nucleotides long. RefSeq names its product dual specificity phosphatase 1 (gene DUSP1). Bases 258 to 1361 code for a protein of 367 amino acids. Gene Ontology annotation, cellular component: nucleus; cytoplasm. The transcript is spliced from 4 exons. The record is from RefSeq and is a predicted model, not a curated record. Gene Ontology annotation, molecular function: protein tyrosine/threonine phosphatase activity; MAP kinase tyrosine/serine/threonine phosphatase activity. Lineage: Eukaryota; Metazoa; Chordata; Mammalia; Dermoptera; Cynocephalidae. Gene Ontology annotation, biological process: negative regulation of p38MAPK cascade; protein dephosphorylation; endoderm formation.